This is a messenger RNA of Bactrocera neohumeralis, 2239 nucleotides long. RefSeq names its product hepatic leukemia factor. Gene Ontology annotation, cellular component: nucleus. The coding region runs from base 139 to 1011 and encodes 290 amino acids. NCBI's taxonomy places the organism in Eukaryota, Metazoa, Arthropoda, Insecta, Diptera, Tephritidae. The record is from RefSeq and is a predicted model, not a curated record. Gene Ontology annotation, molecular function: RNA polymerase II cis-regulatory region sequence-specific DNA binding; DNA-binding transcription factor activity, RNA polymerase II-specific. The transcript has 3 exons. Gene Ontology annotation, biological process: regulation of transcription by RNA polymerase II.
AUUGCAAGUUAAUUGCAACUAACGGUUUUUGUUUAGUAGCAAAACUUCAACAGGACGAGCAGGACUCGGAAACGAAAGAAAACUGCAAGUAGUGACUGAAAAAAUUUAUAAAUAAAAGUUACAAGCUGAUCGUUGAGCAUGUGCAACACUUCGCUGCAACAUAACGGCUUCAAUAAUACGGUUGAUCCUUUAUCGUUUUCAACGCUUCAUCUUCUACGCACGUGUAAUCGGUUAAUGCUACCAAAUACAGAUGCGCAAAGUUACUACAACAUGACGAAGAAUAUUGGCGAUGUCAACGUAGACGAAGCUAUUUCUUCCUCCAUACCACCCAAGUCACCGUUAUUGGAUAUUAUUGAACCGUUAUCGAUGGCAGACUCUACAGACUCUCUUGAUGUUGAGACCCACAUAGAUAGCCGAAAAUACGACGACAACGUACAAAGUGGAAAAAUGCAGGGUUCUUCUUUAACAGCCACAAUCGGCCAUGAAAUAUCUACUAUACCUACAACAACAACACAAACACUCUGCAGCAACCCCAGCUUGCCGUUACCAUUGCCAACGAUUGGUCUCUUACCAAUUGCCGGCGGAGCCUUGACAGCUAAUAAACCAACUUUACCCGCCUUCGAAUAUAUUUCUCCCACAAAUCAUACGCUCAGCAUCGCCGACUUUCCCUUGAUGGAGCUGAAUAGAGUCGGUGUAUUUCCUGCGUUCCUGCAUCGACGUUCACGCGGCGAAAAGCGCCCCAUACCGGACGAGCAAAAAGAUGAGAAAUACUAUGAACGACGUAAACGAAACAAUGAAGCAGCAAAAAAAUCACGUGAUGCCCGAAAAAUACGCGAAGAUCGCAUUGCAUUCAGAGCCGCCAUACUCGAGCAAGAGAACUCGAUUUUGCGUGCGCAGGUUAUGGCCCUACGCGAUGAAUUGCAAACUAUGCGACGGCUCGUUGGUUCGAGUUCAACGUCUGCAACAGCCGCUGUUUUAGGCGCUGGCGGCAGGGGUCUAAUAGCGUUGUAAACAUUUAAAGAAGACGUCGUCCUCUGCAAUGUUUUACAAAGGCGUAUGGAGGUUUUAAAAUUAGAAAAGGAAAAUCACUUGUCAUCGAUGUUUCUCGACUAGACUGGUUAAGUGGGAGUUUUGACUGUUAGCUCUUUGUUCUUUUUACUAUAAGUAACACUAUGGCUUCAAGAACGUCACUCACAGCUAAUACCUCCACCAGGAAUGGCGUGCAGGGGUGCAUGCUGCUUGGAUCCCCUCUUUCGUCUCACAAUGCUUGCCUUUCAUCGGGCUUUUCAGGCAAGAAAACAAAAAAAGUCCGGGAGCCACAUCUGGGCUGUAGGACGGCUGCGGAAGUGUUGGGAUACCAGCCUUGGUUUUUAGCUGUUCACAAGAAAGUGAGGACCAUCUUCGCGCACACCUUGCGCAUGUUCAAGUGCGCUGUCACAAUGUCAUGAACCAAAGAUUUUGAUAAAUUUAACAUCUUAGCAAUUAAACGAAUACUUAGUCGGCGGUCUAAGUUCAAAACUUUGAACUUUGUCGGUGUUUGUCGGAGUCGCAGGUUUCCCAGCAUGGUCUUCAUCAGCCAUCUCUUCCCGACCCUACAAAAAGGCCUCGUGCCACCGAAACACAUCACUUCUUGCUAAAGCAACAUCUGGGUAAGCCUAUUUGAUCAUAUCAAACGUCUCUGUCGCAGAUUUUCCGAGUUUCGCGCACCUCUGCUCUAACGAACGCUGCAUUUUCGGGUUGCAACGCUCACAGAAACACAUGCGCGAAAGUGUUUGUCCUGACCCUCCAGGUGCUCGGAGAAAACUGACCAGCAGCGCGUUCGUUAGCUAGGAACACGCUCCGAAGGCCUGUCGCGGCGGAAGAAAAUCAGUCCUAUUACUUUCCGGACAAACCUUGUACAUUGCUGAGGUCCUGAUUACAUACAUAUAAGUUCUUCUGAAGACAUUAUAAGGCAUUCUGCAAUUAUCCUGAAAGCGGUAAGGCUGUGACCUUCUAGACCCAGCGAUUAAAUUGUGGGCAACGUAGUUUAACAGUCGGUAUGGUAGUUUUCUUAGUGCAAAAUGGACCGAUCGGUCUUCAGAAAAGAAGUCGAUGUGGACCUAUGCAAACUGAUAAAGUUAAAUUCUUAAACAUUUUCCCAAUAAAUAUAUAAAGUAAUACAAAAAAAAAAACAUAUUUUACUAUUGUAAAUUUAAUUUUAUGAUAAUUUUCAUUAAUCAAUGAUAACUUAACUCUUAAG